Molecule: messenger RNA, 1578 nt
Organism: Fusarium subglutinans
Lineage: Eukaryota; Fungi; Ascomycota; Sordariomycetes; Hypocreales; Nectriaceae
Product: multidrug resistance fnx1
Exons: 3
Coding region: 1-1578 (525 amino acids)
Biological process (GO): basic amino acid transport; transmembrane transport
Cellular component (GO): fungal-type vacuole membrane
Molecular function (GO): basic amino acid transmembrane transporter activity
Source: RefSeq, a predicted model, not a curated record
AUGUCUGAACGCACACCACUUCUCAGGUCGGAUCACGAGAACCAAACCUAUGGAUGUUCGUCUCGUGAUACAGCUGAGACUUCUGACCAGGAUGGAGAAGUUGCCAUCAUUUGCAAAGAGCUCUCCUUCGCAAGACUCGCUAUGAUCAUGAGCACAGCCUGGCUUGGCGUUUUUCUCGGAGCAGCCGAUACGACCGUUAUCGCUACCCUGUCUGCUCAGAUCUCCAGCGAGUUCAACUCUCUGAGUCUUCUGUCCUGGCUUGCCACUGCAUAUCUGAUAGCCAAUGCUGCCAGUCAGCCAAUCUCCGGCCGUCUCACUGACAUUUUUGGUCGUGGACCUGGUUUGGCAUUUAGUAAUGUUGCCUUUGCAGUGGGAAAUCUCAUAUGCGGCCUUGCUACUAGCCAGAAGAUAAUGAUACUUGGAAGAGUCAUUUCUGGCAUCGGCGGUGGGGGUCUUAUGAGUAUACCAACCUUCUUAGGCUCAGACCUUGUCCCUCUUCGGAAGCGGGCAUUGGUGGGAGGUAUUGCCAAUAUCUGGUAUGCUUCCGGUGCUAUGGUCGGUGCUGUAUUUGGUGGCUUCUUAAAUGACUAUACCAGCUGGGGAUGGAGAAUGGCUUUCCUCAUUCAAGUACUUCCUUCUCUCAUAUCAGCUGUCAUCGUAUACAGCUUGAUCAAAGUUCCACCCAAACAGUCUGACAAGUCAUACGUCAAGCGUAUUGACUUUGGAGGCGUUUUUUUGGUUUCCUCUUUCCUGGCAUCCCUCGUUUUAGGUUUGAGCUCUGGAGGAAACAUAGUCCCUUGGCUACAUCCCUUGCCUAUAGCAGCCAUCUCACUCUCGAUCUUAUUAUUCUCAACCUUCGUCAUCUGGGAGCUUAGAGCUUCCCAGCCGAUUAUCCCUGUCCGGCUUCUUCUCAACCCGACAGUGCUUGCUUCUUGCUUAGCUAGCGUCUUUUGCUCAGCCAUUGCUCUGACCAGCAUCUUUUAUGUGCCUCUCUAUCUUCAAGCCCGUGGAGAUUCCGCCACUACAUCGGGUUUGAAGAUAUUACCGGCGUCAGUUGGCACAUGUCUCGGAGGACUCGUGCCCGGCUACCUCAUGAAGAAGACGGGCAAGUAUGUCGGACUGGUGAAUGAUACUACUCCAGCUUGGAUGACUUGCCUAGCCUUCUUUGUUGUUGGUCUCGGUUACAAUGCUGUCUUUAGCAUCACACAGGUCGCUUGCGUAGCGGCAGUAGGUCACGCACAACAGGCCGUUGUCACAUCCACCACAUACCUUGCACGAAGCCUGGGUGGUACCAUUGGAGUAACACUUGCCUCUGUCUUAUACCAAUCAAGCCUAGAUAUGAGCUUGUGGGCACGGUUCGGCCAUCAGCCUAAUGCGGCGGAUGAGAUUCGACGUAUAAAGGAUGACCUGACCGAGAUUCACCAUUUGCCGGACGGCUGGUACAGAGGAGUAAUGGAGUCACUCAUGCAAGCUUUUGGACAUGUUUGGUUGAUGAUGCUGGCUUGGGCAGUACUAGCCUUGAUCUCUAUCUCGCCGAUCAAACAGCACAAGCUUUUUAGUACGUUGGACAGGAAAUGA